This is a messenger RNA of Choloepus didactylus (southern two-toed sloth), 6346 nucleotides long. RefSeq names its product insulin receptor substrate 4 (gene IRS4). Gene Ontology annotation, biological process: insulin receptor signaling pathway. Gene Ontology annotation, molecular function: insulin receptor binding; phosphatidylinositol 3-kinase binding. Gene Ontology annotation, cellular component: cytosol; plasma membrane. Bases 17 to 3799 code for a protein of 1260 amino acids. The transcript has 2 exons. Lineage: Eukaryota; Metazoa; Chordata; Mammalia; Pilosa; Megalonychidae. The record is from RefSeq and is a predicted model, not a curated record.
ACCAUCGUGCAUCACCAUGGCGAGUUGCUCCUUCGCUGGCGACCAAGCGACAAGGAGUCUGAGAGCUGCAGCAGCGGCAGAAGCGGCUGCUCUAGCAGCGGUGGCGACCACCCUGUUGCUUUCCUCGGGAACCCCGACCGCACUCAUUGGGACCGGGUCAUCUUGUCCGGGAGCCAUGUGGCUCUCCUCGGCCACUGGCUCCCGGUCAGACUCGGAGUCCGAGGAGGAGGACCUCCCCGUCGGGGACGAAAUCUGCAAGCGCGGCUACCUGCGGAAGCAGAAGCAUGGGCAUAGGCGCUACUUCGUGCUCAGACUCGAGACCGCUGACGCCCCAGCAAGGCUGGAAUACUACGAAAAUGCCAGGAAGUUCCGGCACAGUGUCCGCGCCGCGGCAGCUGCAGCAGCGGCGGCCGCCUCAGGCGCCGCGGUCCCCGCGCUCAUCCCCCCGCGACGCGUGAUCAUCCUGUACCAGUGCUUCUCGGUGAGCCAGCGAGCCAAUGCGAGGUACCGACACCUCAUUGCCCUUUUCACCCAGGACGAGUACUUCGCUAUGGUGGCCGAGAACGAGUCGGAGCAGGAGAGCUGGUACUUGCUGCUCAGCCGCCUCAUCGUCGAGAGCAAGCGCCGCCGCUGCGGCACUCCCGGCGCGCAGCCUGACCCAGAGUCGGCCGCGGUAGCGGCCGCAGCGGCGGCGGAGCCACCCUUCUACAAAGAUGUGUGGCAGGUAGUAGUCAAGCCGAGGGGGCUGGGGCAGAGAAAAGAGCUGAGCGGCGUGUUCCGGCUGUGCCUUACCGACGAGGAGGUAGUGUUUGUGAGGCUGAACACCGAAGUGGCCAGCGUGGUCGUCCAGCUCCUAAGCAUCCGUCGCUGCGGACACUCGGAGCAAUAUUUCUUCUUGGAAGUCGGUAGGUCCACCGUCAUCGGUCCGGGGGAGCUCUGGAUGCAGGUCGAUGACUGUGUGGUGGCUCAAAACAUGCACGAACUGUUUUUGGAGAAGAUGAGAGCCUUGUGUGCUGAUGAAUACAGAGCCCGCUGCCGCAGCUACAGCAUCAACAUCGGCACCCACCUGUUAACCCUGCUUUCCGCUAGGAGGCACCUGGACGUGCGGCCGUUCGAGGAUGGUGGCUGGCUCAGAAGGUCCCGCUUUGAAGAGUUUUGCCAAUUUAGGGUCAUCGGUGAUGGGGAAGAUGAGAUGCUCCUCAUCAGGUGCUUCGUAUCAGCCAGCGAGCCUGUGCAUCCCUCCAGGCGAGGAAGACUGCACCUGCCCAGAGUGCGCAGGACCAGGAGAGCGAUUUCAGUGCCAGCCAGCUAUUUUCGCCAUUUAGCCCCCAGCCGGGUGCGUGCCCCAAAUCCUGCAGAAGCCCCCAACGACGGAGCUUGCCUGUCUUCUGAAGCACCUGGCUCCCUCUCUGGCAACUCUGGGGAGGAAGGCAAUCCUCAGGGCAAGGAAGAUCUGGAAGGAAGUGCAGGGGACUAUAUGCCCAUGAACAAUUGGGGCUCAGGGAAUAGCCGAGGCUCAGGAGGUUGUCAGGGUGCAAGUGGCCAGGGCUCCAGUAGCCAGAGCUCAGGAGGAAACCAGUGCUCCGGUGGGGGGCAGGGGUCCGGAGGCGGCCAGAAUUCAAGUGGCAGCCAGGGCUCAAGUAACCAGGGCACCAGAGGAAACCAGUGCUCAGGAGAUGGUCAGGGGACCGCAGGUGGCCACGGCUCAAGCAGUGGUCAGGGGGCUGGAGGUGGCCAAGGCUCAGGUAGUGGCCAGGGGCCUGGAGGGGGCAAGGGCUCGGGUGGUGGUAAGGACUGUGGAAGGGGCAAGGGCUCAGGAAGUGGGAAAGACUCAGAUGGUAGUGGUGAACGUGGAAAAUCUCUGAAGAAAAGAUCCUACUUUGGCAAAUUAACUCAAAGUAAGCAACAGCAAAUGCCACCACCUCCACUACCUUCACCCCCCCCCCCACCAGCUAGGGCAACUGGUGGAAAAGGGAAGUCUGGGGGAAGAUUCCGACUUUAUUUUUGUGCUGAUAGAGGAGCCACAAAAGAACGCAAAGAAGUCAAAGAGGCAGAGACACCAGAAGGUGCAGCUCGGUGUCCCCACAGAGCCAGAGCUUUUGAUGAAGAUGAGGAUGAUCCAUAUGUGCCAAUGAGACCAGGGGUUGCUGCCCCUCUCACAAGCUCCAGUGAUUAUAUGCCAAUGGCUCCUCAAAAUGUCUGUGCUUCAAAAAAGCACCAUUCUCGAUCACCUUUUGAAGAUUCCAGAGGGUACAUGAUAAUGUUCCCCAGAGUGAGUCCACCACCUGCCCCAAGUCCUUCAAAAGCACCUGAUCCUAAUAAAGAGGAUGAAUCAAAGGACAACGACAGUGACAGUGACUAUAUGUUUAUGGCUCCUGGGGCUGGUGCAAUUCCCAAAAACCCCAGAAAUCCUCAGGGCGGCUCUUCCUCCAAAAGUUGGAGCUCCUACUUCUCUCUGCCAAAUCCUUUUCGGAGUUCUCCCUUGGGACAGAGUGACCACAGUGAUUAUGUACCAAUGUCACCUGGAAAAUUCCUGGGAAGGGGCCUAGACAAAGACGCCUCACCUAAUGGGGCCCUCAAAGAUGCAGAUUUAAAGCCUUCAGUUGAGGCAUCCUCAUUCUCAAAGCCUGGAGAUGGGGGUGCAUCGAAGCCUUCAGAUGAUGUGCCCCCAAAGAACAAAGCUAAGAGAACUAACCGACUUACUUUCAUUAAGAAAGGAAAUAAAAUCAAGCCAAAACCACAAAAGCCUACACAUCAGCAGAGAAAAGCAGACAGUUCUAGUGACUAUGUCAACAUUGACUUCACUAAAAGAUAUAGCAAUAUGCCAGCUUCCACUACUCAAGGACUGCCGGUUUCGUGGGGCAGAAUUGCUAACAUCAGGCGGUCAGCCUUUUCUAAUUACCUGAAUGUUCAGUUUGGAGGGCCAUUUCCAAAUCUAGGAAACGACCUCUCGUAUCUUUUAAGAGCUAUUCCAGGUGCCAACCUCCGAUUUCUGGACGGUGCUAGGUGGCCACUUCCUCUUCUUCUUCCCAGUGCUUCAGGUAACAGUGCUAAUGAGGAAGAAGGUAACUACAUUGAAGUGAUUUUCAACCCAGCAAUGACACCAGCCGUGCCUUUUGCUGACGGUGCCAUUCGCUAUGAUGCCGAAACAGGUCGAAUCUAUGUGGUCGACCCGUUUUCUGAGUGCUGUAUGGACAUUUCUCUCUCCCCUAGCCGAUGCUCUGAACCGCCACCUGUAGCUAGGCUGCUGCAGGAAGAAGAGCAAGAGAGAAGACGCCCACAAAACCGCUCGCCAAGUUUCUUGGCAGCUGCCAGAGGCGCUGUUUCGGCUUUACCAACUGACAGCUUCGAGAGAGAUUUUUCUGCCUCCGCCGCCGCCGCUUCGGCCAGCGCGCCAACCUUAGCUGUGGGUCGGGCUCUCGCCGCCGCCUCUGCCCUUGCUGCGGCCCCGGCUGUCGGCGCAGCAGCUGCGGGCUUGGAGGCAGCCGCUGGAUUUGACUCCGCCUCCAUCCGCUGGUUUCAACCUGUUGCUAAUGCAGCUGAAGCCGCAGCAAUUAGGGAGAUCCGAGACACUGCCCGUGGCUCGAACCCCGAAGUCCAAAACCCACCUGCAGACCUUGACCGAGGUGAGAACGGGGGCGGUGAGGCUGCCUCUGCCGCUCCCCCCCCACCACCUCGUCGCCGCGGUCUGGUGCCAAGACCCCCGGAGCCAGAAGAUUCUGACAACGAUGACACUUACGUGAGAAUGGAUUUUGCCAGACCUGAUAACGAGAAGUUCGACUCUCCCAAAAGAGAGUGAUUCCAUUGCCACAAAAACACAAUUUAGAGAAAAGUGAUGUUAGUCUACUCCAGAUCUGCCUACAAGAAAGAAAAUUCAGAGGUUUCUGAAUAUAAAGCCACCAUAAUUUCUACAACCGUACAAAUGGACACUGGCAAUUGCAUGGUCCUUUCAUACAGGUCAUUUGUACUGCUGCCUUAUGGAUCCAGUGAUUUUGAAUUAAGGGUAUUCACACUGUGCUUUGUUUUUGUAUUCUGGUUUCCCUCUCUGUCUCUUUGUAAGGAAACAAAUGCUAUCAAAGCGAUCAUCUCAUACCUCUUUCCUUUCCCUUUUUAAAAAAAAAAAGUCAUUUACAGUAUGUGUAAGAUGUGGCCAUAUCAAUUUUAAUGAUGUUAAAAUACUUAGGUUUAACUUUGAACUUGAAAAACAUUUAAACAAAGGCAGAUGAAGAAAAAAGUUAUGUUCAUGAGAAGGUAGGUAUGAUCUGGGAUCUUUUUAUUCUUAGUAGUACAUACACAAAACAUUUCUUGAUCAAAGAAUUAAAUGUCAACUGAGCUGAUAUCUUGAUGGGGUAUCUCCAGUAUUUGAAAGACAGAACCAAAGAACAGAUUAUCUCAGUUCUUGCUCAUUAACAAAACUGCAACAUUCUGUCCGCAUUUAAUGUCAAAUAAAUUAAUAUCUUGAUUGAGCAUUUCUAACUUGAAAGGCAGAACUGAGGAACAGAUUGUCUAUUUGUUCACAUACAGUAUUGUGACGGUUUGCUUUCAAAUCAAUAGAGCAUUUCAAAACCUAUUUUUCUUUUUCUUUCCUUUUCUUUUCUUCAUACAUUUUACCCCUACAAGAAGCAAGGUUCAUAAAAUGUCUCCUCACAAGGCCCCUUUUCUGUUUCUCUGGGCCUCCCUCCUUUCACCCUCCAUUCUUCCCCUCUAUCUGACACACCCUCUCCCUCCUAUGCCCAGGACUCCUAUAAAGAAAUCAGUUUCCCAUAUUCAGGAAAGUAGUGUGCAGUUACCAAUCAAUAUUCUAACUAAAACUCAAGCCAGAAGGAACCUCUUAUUAGGCCUUGUUUCCCUUUGGACAGUGAGCCUAUUAUAAGAUGUACCAAAUAAAAAAAAUCAGAGCAAGCUUCCCUUCCUUUAUUUGCUUGCCUCUGAUGGAAACUGAAUUAAGAUUUUAGGAACCUGGACCUUUGAGAACAUGACACUAACAGGUGGUGAUCACAGAGGAUAGGUACAAAGGUCUUGAAACUUGCUUAGAGCUUUGUUAUGUAGUGGUGCACAAAUCUUAGCUUGUUGCACCAUCACUGGCAAAUCUCACCAUAUCAUAGAUGGGUAUGAGUAUUUGUAUAAGUGUGUGAGUGCUGGUGUGUGUGUGCAUGCACAUAUUGUAUGCACACCUGUGUGUACCUGUAUACAUGUGAUUGUAUGUACCCAUUGUGUGUAACUGUCAAAAAAAUUGCUUCACAUUUAAUGUGCAACUUUCGGAGUAGUAUAAUGUUUAUCUAAAGUUUCUCACCACUCGGUUUUGAUAUCUUUGAACGUGUACUUCUAUCUUUGAGCAGGCUUAUAGUACAUGUUGCUAAACUAACUUUUCUGAAGAACCGAGUUGACUUCUAUUUUUUUCCUUGCCUAUCAACCAAAGGGAGGGGUGGGGGACUCGUUUUUGUUUUUCCUUGUGAAUGUGCUGAGGAGAGGAUUUGGCUACAGUACCAAUCACUGCUCUGGUCACUGCUAGUGCAUCAACUUUAUCAGUUCCUUCAGACUCCUCUCUUUUUGCAACCUAAUCAAAUUGUGUGGCUUUUGUUUUGUUAUGGUAACAAUGCACUCUUUAGGCAGCCUUUUCUCGAGUCUCAAGCCUUCUGUCACCUUUUUUUUUUCAAGUAAGUUAAGUCAUAAUCGUUCAGAAUUGUGGAUAAAAAGAUUAUUUGAGGGAAAAUGCUAUAUCACUUUAUUUUCACAGUAGGUUCUGAGGCUGCCAGCCGACAGGGUACAGCACAGAUGCAACACUUGCUGAAUAAAUGAAUGGGAAACCUCAUACACAACAGUACAUACAAAUAGUAACAGGUACAAAUAGUCACAAGUACUGCAUAACAAAUAUGCAAAUCUUUUUGACACUACGUCUUAGUUUACAGACACAAUUUAUUCAGUAUUUUGCUGGAAGGAUCUUUUUAGAAUAUGUGUACCAACAUAUCACUUACCUUCCAGCUACCAGUUUAUGCUGCUGUUUAGAAAAACCAAUGAUGGAGUGAUUUUUUUUGUGACCUCUAUAUUUAAUUUGGUCGCAGGCAUAGUCAUUUGGUCAGUAAGAACUAAAACUUGACAGUUUCGAAAGUUUAUUACAUUUGCAAUUUCUGCUUCACAUAUCUGCUUUGAGUUGCUCUGGCUUUGUCUUCCUUUAUAAAUACUCUUAUACUUGCUUUUCUUUGUAAACAUCUCAUUUGCGGUUUUGGGAGACAACCUUGCAACUCUGUAUAAUGUUUUAUAUAUGUAUGUGUGUGUAUAUAUAUAUAUAUAUACACACACAUAGAUAUAUCUGACUUGGCUUUCCAUAGAGGUACUUGCAAUAAAU